Molecule: messenger RNA, 975 nt
Organism: Juglans regia (Persian walnut)
Lineage: Eukaryota; Viridiplantae; Streptophyta; Magnoliopsida; Fagales; Juglandaceae
Product: ankyrin repeat-containing protein At5g02620-like
Exons: 4
Coding region: 1-975 (324 amino acids)
Molecular function (GO): protein binding
Source: RefSeq, a predicted model, not a curated record
AUGGAUAGAAGUCAUGAUAUCGAAAAAGCUAACGUAGCCGCACUCUAUGAAGCCUCACAUGCAGGUUGUGAAAGCACUUUGAACUCGUUGAUGCAAAGGGACGCACUCAUUCUUAACAAAAUUUCAUUGACGUCCUUCACCGACACGCCCUUACAUAUAGCAGUUCUACAUGGUCACCUAGAAUUCACUACGGCUUUACUCAGGAGGAAACCUAAUCUCACGGGCCGGAAGGACUUGCAGGGUCGAACUACCCUUCACUUGGCUUCUGCGGAGGGCCACGCCGAGAUUGUGAGAGAAUUGCUGCAAGCAAAUACAGAUGUUUGUCUAGCUCGUGAUGCAGUUGGGAGAAUUCCUCUCCACUUAGCCAUGAUGAGAGGACACAUAGAGGUAAUAGAAAAGUUGCUUAAUUCCAAACCAAACUCGUUCUUGGAGGAUUUUGAUGGAGCCAGUGUUUCGCACUUGUGUGUUAAAUAUAACUGUUUGGAUGCCUUGAAAUUGCUAGUGGAAUCUGCCGAUGACGAUAGAUAUUCCCUCAACUCCAAAGACAAUGAUGGUAACUCCAUAUUGCAUUUAGCUGUGAUGCUCAGGCAAACGGAGAAUUGUACGGGCAAGGCAAUUUUCUCUGAUAUCAGCCCAAAUGAAUAUGAAUUAUUUUUGUCUUUCAACACCACCUCUCUUGUUGAAGCUCUGAGCGUCGUACUUCUGGUCACCAUGCAGCUUAUUGCAGUCACGUUCUUGCUAUCUACCUUUUUUUUGGCUGUGGAUUUGGUGACCUCGGAUACUGUUAAAGAAAAACCCAUGAUCACCUGGAUUCUCUUUACAUUAUCGGGAAUUUGGUUGGUACUACUUGUGAUUGCUGUUGUGGUUCUCAUAUAUCGCCAGUUAGUUUGGAUGGAGGGUUUUUCCCUUGGUUUUAUUCUGUCUCUUCCAUUUGCAGUUUUUGUGCUUCUUGUUUGCAAUGGCAUUCUUCAGUGA